This is a messenger RNA of Mauremys mutica (yellowpond turtle), 3373 nucleotides long. RefSeq names its product IKAROS family zinc finger 1 (gene IKZF1). Lineage: Eukaryota; Metazoa; Chordata; Testudines; Geoemydidae. Gene Ontology annotation, biological process: regulation of transcription by RNA polymerase II. The transcript is spliced from 8 exons. Gene Ontology annotation, molecular function: RNA polymerase II cis-regulatory region sequence-specific DNA binding; DNA-binding transcription factor activity. The coding region runs from base 86 to 1636 and encodes 516 amino acids. The record is from RefSeq and is a predicted model, not a curated record.
AGGAGGAGCCGCAGCACAUGGAGCUGGAGAGGACUGGGAGAACUGUCUGCAGCCAGCCCCGGCCAGAGCAGAUUACUUGAGGAAAAUGGAAACAGAUGAGGCUCAAGAUAUGUCUCAGGUUUCAGGAAAGGAAAGUCCUCCAAUAAGUGAUGUCCCAGAUGAUGCAGAUGAGCCCAUGCCUGUACCAGAAGACCUUUCAACCAGUACAGGAGGACAGCAGAAGAAUGACAGAGUUUUGGCCAGUAAUAUUAAAAUAGAGACUCAGAGUGAUGAAGAGAAUGGGCGUGCCUGUGAAAUGAAUGGGGAAGAAUGUGCGGAGGAUUUACGAAUGCUUGAUGCCUCUGGAGAGAAAAUGAAUGGCUCACACAAUGGCCCAGGCAGCAAAGCUAUGUCAGGAGUUGGAGGCAUUCGACUUCCUAACGGAAAGCUAAAAUGUGAUAUCUGUGGGAUAAUUUGCAUCGGUCCCAAUGUGCUCAUGGUUCACAAAAGAAGCCACACUGGGGAACGCCCUUUCCACUGCACUCAGUGUGGAGCCUCCUUUACUCAGAAAGGCAACCUCCUCCGCCACAUAAAGUUGCAUUCAGGCGAAAAACCCUUCAAAUGUCACUUGUGCAACUAUGCCUGCCGACGCAGGGAUGCCCUCACGGGCCACCUGAGGACUCAUUCUGUUGGCAAACCUCACAAAUGUGGAUACUGUGGCCGAAGCUAUAAACAGCGCAGCUCUUUAGAAGAACAUAAAGAACGCUGCCACAAUUACCUGCAAACCAUGAGCCUCUCAGGCAGCUUGUAUCCAGUCAUAAAAGAGGAAACUAACCAGAGUGAAAUGGCUGAAGACUUGUGCAAGAUAGGGUCAGAGAGAUCCCUCGUGUUGGAUAGACUAGCAAGUAACGUCGCCAAACGUAAGAGCUCUAUGCCUCAGAAAUUUGUUGGUGAGAAAUGCUUGUCUGAUGUUCCAUACGAUGCCACCACUAAUUAUGAGAAGGAGAGUGAGAUGAUGCAGACUCAUGUUAUAGACCAGGCCAUUAACAAUGCCAUCAGUUACCUAGGGGCAGAGUCUUUGCGUCCCCUUGUGCAGACACCUCCAGGCAGCUCUGAAGCAGCACCUAUUAUCAGCUCCAUGUAUCAACUCCACAAACCUCUUGGGGACAAUCACGCUCGUUCCAAUCAUACUGCUCAGGACACCGCGGUGGAAAACUUGUUGCUGCUUUCCAAAGCCAAAUCCAUCUCCUCUGAAAGGGAUGCCUCCCCCAGCAACAGCUGCCAAGACUCAACAGAUACAGAGAGUAAUAAUGAGGAGCGCAGCGGUUUAAUUUACCUGACGAAUCACAUAGUUCCCCAUGCAAGAAAUGGCCUGUCUAUAAAAGAAGAACAGAGGCAAUAUGAAGUCCUGAGGGCAGGUACUGACAAUUCUCACGAUGCUUUCAAAGUGAUCACCAGCAAUGGGGAGCAAGUAAAAGUUUACAAGUGCGAACACUGUAGAGUUCUUUUCUUGGAUCAUGUGAUGUACACCAUCCACAUGGGCUGUCAUGGGUUCCGCGAUCCUUUCGAAUGCAAUAUGUGUGGCUACCACAGCCAGGACAGAUAUGAAUUCUCUUCUCACAUAACACGAGGGGAGCACCGUUUCCACAUGAGUUAAAACCCCUCCCACACAGAUGCGACCUUGUCAGCUGUACUACUGGAGCUGUAUGAAUGACAAAAAACACCAGUCUGUUGGACAGAAAAAGCAUCCAGCAAUGAAAAUUAGAAGACCUGGCCCCAGGAGUUUUCUCUCUUGGUAGCAUAUAUUGCAACUUAAUUUUAUAAAAUGCAUAUUGAUGUUUUUAUUGCAAAUAUUUGGAUCACCAAACCUUUAGUAAGUAGGAGCUUUUGUAGUCAGGUAGCUGAAUCCACUUCCUUCUAGCUAUUGCUUUCUGCAGACUUCUCUCCCCAACACAGUUAAGCAUGUACACAAUGCACAAAAACUUGGCUGAGGGCUAGAAAGGCCUUGUGCUAACAUGCUGAGAAUAGGGCUCUUACACCAGACACAUAUAUUUUUUUUACUUCCCAUUAUUACUUGGGUCAUUAGGAAGACUUAAUUAAAAUAAAGACAAAGCAGCCCAACCAGGACCCUUGAGUGGUGCCAUGGGGACCUGGAAUGGUGUUGCAAGCCUAGACCCUUAACUGGCACUAUUUUAACAGUGAAGUAAAAUAACACAAUAGCACACACCGAGGUGUGUAUUUUCUUGCCUGCAUGGCAUACCUUAUUUCUAUUGUGAAGCAUAAGGCCAGCUGUUUGAAGGACAUGAGCAACACCCUUGCAAUACAUACUCUGGAGUGACAAUUGCAUUUAUUUGGAGAAAAGGGUUUUGUUGACUUUUUAAAAUAAAUAUUUUCCCUCCCUAUCCAAUAAAAACUCACUUUUUCCUUAAAAAUAUAAGGUUUAAAAAUCUUUCUGCAUAAGAAAACAGCCAUUUAUGAGGAUUUUUAAAAGGGAGUUUUAAUUAUUUAGAAAAAUACGAUAUUCAGUAGGAGAGAGAAAAUGUUUGGAGAAUAUUUUUAUGCACCCUUCUUUCAUUUUGGGGGCAAAAUUUUUACAACUGGCUGCAAAAUUUCCACGUUCACCCAUUUUGCAUAUGAAAAUGCCCAUUCUGCUUGCAUAGCAAGUACUCUGGCUAAUUUUGUGGGCUGUGUCUGGAAAAUUUAGCCCACAAUGAUUUUUUUUGAAGCACUGAAAUGAAUUAAACAGCCAUUUAAAAAACUUAGUGCCUAUCCCUCCCCUUUCUCUACAAUUAACUAUUCAUUAAGAGAUCCAUCCUGCAAGAUACUGAGCACUCUGGCCCUGAUCUAGCAAAGCACUUCAGCAUUUGUCUGAGUAGUCACAUGAACAUAAAUAGAACUAUUCUUAUGCUUAAAGAGAAUCCCAAAUUUAAGGGGCUUUUUGCUGGAUUGAGGGCAGAGCAAGGAUCAAGCCCUAUGAAACCAAAAACAUUUAUUCUAUCGUCCCCCUCCAUUUAGCGCCCCCUUCUUGGCAAGAUCCUCCCAACUAGCUAUUUAAAUGCUAGUAAAAUGAAAAGACAUCUGAAGCACAAAGACAGCUGAUAGUAAAAACUGCCAAUCUGUUUGUCUCUUCUUUAGUUCCUCUUCCAAAUAGCUCAUUCCUCUCCGCAAACAGCCUACUGGCUUUAAGACUGGGUAAUAGUGAUAUUUAUGCAACUUGGUUAAGAAUCGCCUUGCAGAGCUGGAAUAUUUCCACAACAGUACAGGUACUAAUAAUUAAUGUCUGAGUUGCCCAACCCAUUGAAUGUACAAACAUUUCCACUGUAUAAGAGAUUGGUACUACCCCAUAAACAAAAAAAACAUGUAUUGCAACAAGACCAUUUCUUAAGUUUUGUAA